AAUUGCAAGGUCAAGUGUUUCGGCGUGAAUACCACUCUGAUCGUGUAUUGUUAGGAGUGAAAGUGCCUAAAAGUGUAUAUCUAAGUGCGAAGUUAAAUUUAUUUAUGUGUUUUAUGUUCAGUAAAAUUAUAUCAGUUUUGCAGUGCAUAUUAUACCAGUGCAAUACGAACUUGGCUCAGCCACAUGAUGUGAAACCUCAUCUCUUCGUACGCGAAAGUGAGUCGGUGACAGCUGUCAGGUGUAGAAAGUGUCUGCCGCCAGGAGCAGCUUGGUUCAAUGGUGUUAAUAAAAUGCCCGCCGGAAGAUCAGCAACUUCUGAGCUAUUGUUGUAAUGACAAUGGUAAAAUUGUAUGCUGUUCAGAAGAAGAUUUUAUCCACCGAGAAGAUGGACAAAGUGUCGAGGCAGUCACAUUGCUUGCAGUUUCUGGAUUUAUUACGAUACUUAUAGUCACUAUCCUUUGCUAUGUUCGCUGGCACAGCAGGUUCCUAAAAUCCGACUCUUCCGAAUUCUCUCAUACUGCUAAGAAUUUGGAGACUGUCACUGCACAGCAAAAUGAGCAUCAAGGAACUCUGCCACCCCAGGCUACUUUUAAGAGGACAAUACCUUCCUGCCGCUACGCUGAAGUUCUGAAAUCAAUUUUAAACGAAGAUAAGGAAGAGAUAUUCUUUCCAAAAAAGAAUGAUCGAAAGUAGUUAACGAGUUUUUUAAAUAAAGAAAUUAGCAUUUCAAUACUAUGUAACACUAAUUUUAUGUAGCUCAAUUACAGGAAGGUAAGGGAAUUCAUGGUAUAAUAAUAAAGAGCAAUACAUUUAUUUUUAAUGUGAGAAAUGUAUUCCUGCAGAACGUAUUUGAAAGACGUUGCAUAAAAGAUUAAUUGCCUCGAGACUUGUAAUAACAUUGAUAUUUUAAGAAUGUUUAUAUUUUCUGUGACGCAUCUUAAUUUCGAUAAGACGAAGACUAAAAACAAAUUGUUCAGCUUAAUUCUACAUUUUCAUCUUCGUGAGAACCUCAGAUCUUGAAAAACUUAUUCAAACAUUCAUUUUUCUUUAGCUUGUUUCAAGAUGACCACGCAGCGAAUUGUCUACAUGGUCUGUUCCCUCCCACUGCCAAGGGGGCUUCCAUUUAAUUUGGAAAAUACUGAACUUCAGGUAACGCGAUAGGCA
Zootermopsis nevadensis is the source of this 1164-nucleotide messenger RNA. RefSeq lists its product as uncharacterized. Lineage: Eukaryota; Metazoa; Arthropoda; Insecta; Blattodea; Termopsidae. The record is from RefSeq and is a predicted model, not a curated record.